Brassica rapa (field mustard) is the source of this 714-nucleotide messenger RNA. Its product is annotated as cytochrome c-2. The record is from RefSeq and is a predicted model, not a curated record. Gene Ontology annotation, molecular function: heme binding; electron transfer activity. Lineage: Eukaryota; Viridiplantae; Streptophyta; Magnoliopsida; Brassicales; Brassicaceae.
UCCUCUUUCUUCUCUUCCUAGAACCUUCUUUUAUAACAAUUCUCAUUUUCACACAACGAAGAGGCGAAGAGCCAUUAACAAAAAAAAAGUCAGGCUUGAAGAAACCAUUAAAAAGGCACCGUUCUCUCUGACUUUUCCAUUUUCGAUCACAAAAUGGCGUCGUUCGAUGAAGCACCUCCCGGAAACCCAAAGGCAGGAGAAAAGAUCUUCAGAACCAAGUGUGCGCAGUGCCACACCGUCGACAAAGGUGCCGGUCACAAACAAGGACCAAACUUGAACGGGUUGUUUGGAAGGCAGUCUGGAACGACUCCAGGGUAUUCUUACUCUGCUGCCAACAAGAACAUGGCCGUCAUGUGGGAGGAGAAGACUCUCUACGAUUACUUGUUGAACCCCAAGAAGUACAUUCCUGGGACGAAAAUGGUGUUUCCUGGAUUGAAAAAGCCACAAGAUCGUGCCGAUCUCAUCGCUUAUUUGAAGGAAGGUACUGCGUAGACUGGGUUGCUCGGAUAUAAAUGAAGCCUCUAUUCUCCUUGCAUUUUUUUUCUCACAGAAAAAAUAAAUCAGACCAAAAGUAUUAUGGUCGUGAACUGGUUAUAUGUUUUCUUUCUUUUCUUUGUUAAUGAGGCGAGUUGCCUCUUAUAGUCGAAUAUUCGUUUUUGAUGUGAAGACCAAUCUCCACCACGAAAUUUAAUUACGAGAUUUUAUUCUACUUUC